Messenger RNA from Gamsiella multidivaricata, 1842 nucleotides. RefSeq lists its product as uncharacterized. Lineage: Eukaryota; Fungi; Mortierellomycota; Mortierellomycetes; Mortierellales; Mortierellaceae. The transcript is spliced from 4 exons. The coding region runs from base 83 to 1540 and encodes 485 amino acids. The record is from RefSeq and is a predicted model, not a curated record.
UGUCCACCUUGCAUUUGAAUCGCCAUCUUAUUCUAAAUGAUGCUGUAGUCGUUUGUUGAAUUACCCUAUUUUCGAACAAAAGAUGGAAGGUGUCAUUGGAACAGGGAUCGUAUUACUAUUUUUUUCAUUGUUGUCAUUUCUGCCUGUACAUCUCUCCAGUGCUCUUUUGCUUCUCUUGUGUGCAUUCUUUACCUUUCCUCGUCUUUGCCGCCCCCUUCCUCCAUCAACGCCCUCUUUCCUACCCAUUGAACCCGUUGACUCAUCCACACUCUUUUCUCGCCGCUCUCCAUCUUACACACUACAGACGCCGUUGAUGCGCAAUCAGGAGGCUACCAACCAAGUCUGUGUCAACUGUGAGAUCAACCCACCCGUCGACCCCGAAGAAGAAGAGAGCCAGCAUCUUUCGCCACUGCCUCAGGAACACCAACCAAAAUCAGACUCUCAGCAGCUUGAAACUAAAAAGCCCAACAGUGGCCCUAUCAUGUCCCUCCCCCCACCGACCUCUGCCUUGCCUGCGAUCCCUUCACCCGGGCCACUGCGGCCCAUGCCAUCACCAAAUAACCGCGUCUCUGUCCUGGAUCCCAUGAUGGAUGCAGUUCGUAUGAACUACCGCACCCCCGCAGGGCGCGACUCAUCAGUGCUCUUGCCGUCCGACUAUCCUCGUCCUCCUCCACCUCCAGGAUCGACUACGCCCUUGCCUCAGCCCACUCGAACACCACCACCCAACAAGCGACUUCCAGGGCUCCCCACCCCAAGGUUGACGUUCCCUCGUCCUCCCCCAGGGCCACCUUCAUUAGCAGCAUCCUGUCUCAUAUCCCCCCCAUCAUCUCCGCCUGCACCCAAACUGAUGCCAAGGGACAAGCGGCGUUCGCCGCAGAGCUCUGUUGUGGUACAGGGUAAUAAUAUCCUGCUAUCAGCUACUCCGCCUACUAGACCACGAGCGCCGUCACGGUCCAAUCUUCCGACUCCGCCCCCAUCCAUGGCCCUGGACACUGCACCCGGUCCAAACACCAUUGAUGUCAUGAUUGCUGAACAGACCACGCACGAGAGCACCGAGAUGGAAGAGAGGGGCUCUGAUGUGGAUGAUGCACGUAGCCGCAACACAGGGCUGGAAAACCGUCCCCAGGCUCAGAAAGAAGCGCAGAUGAUUGAAGAGGAUGAUGAGGAGAAGGGUCUGGAGAGCCAUGACGAAUUCGAGGACGCCGAAGAGGAGUACAGACCCUCGGAGGAGGAGAUCAGGGUGCGGGAAUCAAGGCGAGAACAGAGUGAGCGUGCAUCCCGCUUGAUAGGCGAGAAAAUGCUUCAGGGCUGGACCAUGCUGCAGGAUCCCUGUCCCAACUCGGCAUGCAAUGGGGUCCCGUUGAUUAGGAACCGUGAAAGGAAAAAGGAGUAUUGUGUGAUCUGUGAAACGACUUUCCAGCGGGAGCAGGAUCUCGAGCAGGGAGUAUCUCUAGUCCCAUGGGUCUGCCAUCUUCCUUCCAUCACACUUCAUCAUUUCCUGCCCCUCCUUCGACCAUGCCUCCUGCUGUCCAUCGUAUAACCUCGCCUACAGUCGGUCCCUCGACAGGCUCACACAGAGUGACAUCUCCUCUUUCGAGCCCGAUCUCCGCACGCGCAACCCGCGAUCUCAAUGGCAGGAUCUCAAUUCCAAUUGUUCUGCCUCCUCCUGUACCCAUGUCGCCGAGCUUUGGGAUGACAAGCCAGCAGAUCUUGAGCAGACAUCAAAGCGAGGAUUUGGACAAACUGGCCUCUGAGGAUGAAGACAUGCGAAGGCACAUGCAAUUGAUCGGCAAGGUCAGCGAGUUUUCAUCUAGAUCGUUGCCGCCCGUUCCACCGGUGCCA